Messenger RNA from Nerophis ophidion (straightnose pipefish), 1458 nucleotides. RefSeq names its product yippee-like 3 (gene ypel3). NCBI's taxonomy places the organism in Eukaryota, Metazoa, Chordata, Actinopteri, Syngnathiformes, Syngnathidae. The record is from RefSeq and is a predicted model, not a curated record. The coding region runs from base 336 to 695 and encodes 119 amino acids. The transcript is spliced from 5 exons.
CGGCUGCUUUGUUUUGCCCUCCCACGCGGUGCAGACUCCCCUGUGGCGUGUCGUCGUCAACAAACUUCAUGUUUGCGUCCACAAAAAGACUCAACACUUCGCUGAGCUGACGAGCCGCCAGUUUUGUUCACUUCAUCUCGACCCAUUUUGGGCAAGCAGCGAGCGGACUAUUAGUGGGGGCUGCAGCGCGCCAAACUACACAGGCAGCGGAAGUCUUUAUUGUGCGCACGCAGCUCCAGAUCGUCCUUCUUCUCGUCCUCCUUCUCGUCUUUGUCGUCCUUUAGUCGGCGACGUUGACUAGUGAGCGUGUCGACUGCAGCGGCAGGCAGGCAGCGAUGGUGAAGCUGAGCAAGGCCAAGACCUUCCAGGCCUACCUGGACUCCUGCCACCGGCGCUACAGUUGCGUGCACUGCCGCGCACACCUGGCCAACCAUGAUGACCUCAUCUCCAAGUCUUUCCAAGGAAGUCAAGGCCGGGCGUACCUCUUCAACUCUGUGGUGAACAUCGGCUGUGGUCCUGCAGAGGAGAGACUGCUGCUCACAGGUCUUCAUGCAGUGUCUGAUAUCUACUGUGAGAACUGUCACACCACCCUGGGAUGGAAAUAUGAACAAGCCUUUGAGUUGAGUCAGAAGUACAAGGAAGGGAAGUACAUCAUUGAGUUGUCCCACAUGAUCAAAGACAACGGCUGGGACUGAGAGGACACUCCACUCUCCUCGCCGCGACCUUGGUCCUGGUCCCGGUCCCAGCAGGGUUCCGGUCUCGCUUCCUCAUCCUGCAUUCCAGCCGUGCCACACCUUCCUUCCUUCUCCGGGGAACACUCUCUCUCUCUCUUGCAGCAGCACAUUUCCUGAGCAGGUGCCAGCAGGUAUCACCCACCUUCAUCAGAUGCCAGCAGGUAUCACCCACCUUCAUCAGAUGCCAGCAGGUAUCACCCACCUUCAUCAGAUGCCAGCAGGUAUCACCCACCUUCAUCAGAUGCCAGCAGGUAUCACCCACCUUCAUCAGAUGCCAGCAGGUAUCACCCACCUUCAUCAGAUGCCAGCAGGUAUCACCCACCCACCCACUUUCCUUCACUUGGCCAGCACACACCUUUUACAGGAGUCACACGCCUACAGGGUUACUGACAGUUCCACAAGUCCCACUUUGUCACACGCCUACAGGGUUAGGACACCUGUGACCCUUUUAAAGCAGAACUCCAUCGGAGUGUUUGCGGGGAAUAUGUAUAUGAUGAUUGUGUUUGCCGUGUGAGGUCAGCACAUUCCCACUUUCUAUUACAUGUCCACCACAAGAGUGUGUGCGCGUGUUUGCGUGCGUGCGUGCGUGUGUGUGUGUGUGUGUGUGUGUGUGUGUGCCAUGAGAUGCCCUCACAGCCACAUGUACUAAAGGAGCAAUGUGUCAAUCAUGUAGCAUAUUUAUGAUUAUUGUCUGCUUCUUGUCAUUAAAGUAUAUUUUACUCUC